UCGGUCGGAUAGGAGCUGUGGGUCCGCGGAGACAUGGGCGCACUGUGAUUAUUUCUUGUUUUAUGAAAAAAAAACUCUACUUUGCAACUACACUGCUGUCUCUGCAGGACUUCUUGGACGUUUUCUCUCAUGUGUGACUGAGAGUGUUUCCACAAACGAGCAUGCUUUGAUCAUUGUCUUUGUUUGAUAUGAAACGGGAUUAAGAUCUCCGGCAGCGGACCGAACAGCUCGCGUUAGUAAAGGGAGGCUAAUUUAGGCUGUAGCCUAACUUUUUCUCGGGGCAGGGAUGUCUUCGGCUCGGGUGGAUUAUAUUGCGCCCUGGUGGACUUACUGGCUUCACAAUUUUCCUCACAUCAACCUGAGGUUUCAGCCCAUUGACAACGGCUUCCAGCCUGAAGAAGAGAACUACCAGCAGUCUUUAAUAUUCCUGGGCUGUGUGGCUGCUGCGGGACUCGGCGUCAACCUGCUAUGUCUGGCCAUCUACCUGAGCUGUUUGUGCUGCUGCCGCAAAGACGAAGAAGAGGAGAGCAAGAAGCCCAACUCCUGUUGUGUCACCUGGUCUGCUGUUGCUGCCGGCCUCAUCACAUGCGUUGCUGUGGGUGUGGGUUUCUAUGGCAACAGUGAGACCAAUGACGGCGUGUACCAGUUGACCUACUCCCUGUACAAUGCCAAUCACACGCUGGGCGGUGUUGACAGUCUGGUGACUGGCACCAUGGGCAGCAUGAAGAGUGGCCUGCACCAGCAUCUCGCAAGGCUGGAUGAGAUCUUAGCCACGCGGGGCGACUAUGUGCAGUCCUUGCAGUUCAUGCAGCAGAUGGCUGACAACGUGAUCAAACAGCUGCUGGGCCUGCCUGACUGGGAAGAGGCUAAAGUGGAUCUGGCCUGCAUCGCUGAUCAAACAGCGAACAUAGAGUACUACAGGUGGCUCUCCUACCUGCUGCUCCUCAUCGUGGACCUGAUCAUCUGCCUGCUGGCCUGUCUGGGGCUGGCCAAGCAGUCUCGCUGGCUGCUCACCACGAUGAUGGUGUUUGGAGUGCUUACGCUGGUCCUGAGCUGGAGUUCUCUGGGAGCUGACCUGGCCACUGCUGUGGGCACAAGUGAUUUCUGUGUGUCCCCUGACAAGUACAUCAUGAGCCAAACAAAGGGUAUCAUCGGUGCUGAUAUUGUUCAUUACUACCUUUACUGCAACCAGACUCUCUCCAACCCUUUCCAGCAGCCUCUGACCAUCUUCCAGAGGUCCCUGACCACCAUGCAGAUCCAGAUUCAGGGUCUGCUGCAGUUCGCUGUGCCUCUGUUCCCUACAGCUGAGAGAGACCUACUGGGUAUCCAGCACUUGCUCAACUCCUCGGAGGCCAGUCUGCACCAGCUGACUGCCCUGCUGGACUGCAGGGGGCUCAACAAGGACUACCUGGAUGCAAUGGUGGGGGUAUGCUAUGAUGGGGUGGAGGGUGUGCUCUACCUCUGCCUCUUCUCCACCCUGGCAGCCUGUGCCUUCACUGUCAUGCUGUGUGCCAUUCCUAGGGCAUGGAGACAAAUUGCCUGCAGAGAACGAGAUUAUGACGACAUCGAUGAGGAGGAUCCAUUCAACCCCCGUACGAGGAGGAUAGGCUCUCAGAACCCCAAUGUCACCAACAUGCACAGCUUCUGUAGCUACAGCAGCAGCAUGGGCAGCCAGAGUAGCCUACACCCGCCCGCCCCAGCUGUCUCCAACGCCCCUAUGUCUGAGUACAUGAACCAGACCGCUUUGUUCGGAGGAAAUCCGCGGUACGAGAACGUGCCUCUGAUAGGACGAGGCUCUCCACCCCCAUCGAUAUACUCUCAGCAGUAUAGAAACCGAUACUCCCCCAGUAUGAGGGCCACCUAUCUGUCCAUGACCGAGGAACAGAGAAGACACUUUGGGAACGACUUCCAAGCAUAGACUUCUUUUAUCUGUCCAAGGAGGGAAACAGCAUCACACACAAACACACACGCUCAACCGACAGAGAGUGUGUGGCUACUCCAAGCAUCACAGAGAGCAGGGGUGUAACAUCUUGUUAGUCCAGGACUUCAGUCUCAGGACAAUGGAACCACAUCUGUACUGGUCUCAGUAUGUUGUAUGCUCAUAAAUGAUUAAACACAUUUUUCUGUCCUUUUUGGGGGAACUUGCUAAAUAUUUCUGACACGUGCUGUUGAACCUAACCUGAUCUUAAUACAUUGUGUUCCUUUGCUAACUGAUACAAGUUGGUUGUCAGGCUGUGUCAUCUAUUGAUGAAGCAUCAAGGAGGAAAAAAAGCUGUGAUCGAAAAGAUUUGACUGUUUUUGUCUUUGAGUUAUUCUGUUAAAACUUGUAGAUGAAACAGGUGAGAGAAGCCAUUUUGAGGAUUUAUUUCUCGCUGCAGUAAAACAUAGCAAUGUGUCCACAAUAAUGUAAAAAUGACACAAUUUGAACUUUUUUGUCCCUCCCAUUCAAAGACAUUUUUCAAAAACUUACAUUCGGGUGUCCAAAGAGAAAAAUGUGAACAUGACAACUGAUGUAAACAUGAUUCAUGCUUGAUAUUUGUGAAACACAAACCCACUAAUGGCAGCACACAGCAGGAGGUAAUGUUAAGGUACAAUUUAUUUAUAUUCACACAGAGACAUGCCUGCAGGUUUCUACAUCUCCCGUAGACAAGACUACCCUUAGACCCCGGUUUGUGUAUAAAUUGUACAAUAACAGACUUUUUUCUCAUCAACAAUGUGGUUUAUUUAGAUUUUUUUUAAACAAUGUGCCAUUUUUAUAUAUUUUUUUCUAGCUUUGUGUGGCGAUGUCGCAUAGGAUCCCUAUUAUUUUUUGUAAUUCCUAAAGGGCCAUUAAUUCAUAUUCUCUUCUUAUCUAAUCCAGCUAAUAGAAUAGAGUUUAUAAAGUCAUAACUUGGGAAGCGGUGCUGCUCUAACCAUGAUUAAUGAGAAUAUUCAGGUAAUUAUUUUCAUCAAUUCAAACCAUUCAAACAGUACAUGUUUGUUUUGACUAACAAUGACAUUCUGUAGGGAUGUAAUACUUGAUGUUUUUUUUUUUUUAUUCAUUAUUUUGUUACGUGUCAUUUCUCUCAGCAUGUUACAUUGUACAGGCACUGAGAGUGGUGUUUCAUUUUGUGUGUGCGACCUUAAGCUUCAGGGUCUAAUUGUGAGUCAAAUAAAUCAGUUUGGAGUACAA
This is a messenger RNA of Micropterus dolomieu (smallmouth bass), 3172 nucleotides long. RefSeq names its product tweety family member 2 (gene ttyh2). Gene Ontology annotation, cellular component: plasma membrane. The transcript is spliced from 15 exons. Bases 287 to 1918 code for a protein of 543 amino acids. Lineage: Eukaryota; Metazoa; Chordata; Actinopteri; Centrarchiformes; Centrarchidae. Gene Ontology annotation, molecular function: intracellularly calcium-gated chloride channel activity; volume-sensitive chloride channel activity. The record is from RefSeq and is a predicted model, not a curated record.